This is a messenger RNA of Mycena indigotica, 726 nucleotides long. RefSeq lists its product as uncharacterized. NCBI's taxonomy places the organism in Eukaryota, Fungi, Basidiomycota, Agaricomycetes, Agaricales, Mycenaceae. The record is from RefSeq and is a predicted model, not a curated record. Bases 1 to 726 code for a protein of 241 amino acids. The transcript is spliced from 2 exons.
AUGCCAGCCACAAUCUCCAAGUCCCUCCUACCUCGAGACACCCCUCGUAUUGGCGGCAGUACAGGCGGCUUCAUCGGGCUGGUUGUUGGCCUUAGCGUGAUCAUCGUCGUUUCUUGCAUUGCGAUAUUUUGGCUGCUGCGACACCACGAGCCGAGCGAACGCGAUAGGGCUGUCAGACGGGAGCGAAGAGAGACAACUGAACGUGCCUUUGGUCUGCCAAAAGUGACCGCUGGAGGUUCGACAAGAAGGGAGGCAAAUGCGAGUGCUACUAGUGCCUGGACAUCACUUUCUCAGAUGUUCAAGAGCCAUAAUGGCCACGGUUGGAUCCAGGCGUCUGGUGACGCGUGGGAGGCAGACGAAGCAGAACGCGAAAUGGGCCUCCAACAGCGUCGAUAUGAAGACGCCCCAUUCAAACCACCAGUGGUCGACCCAUACAACGAACAUGCUGUGGCCCCACCCCCCACCAGCCGAGCAAGCUCGAUGCUGAGCUAUCCCCUUUCUGACCGAGACUACGACCCAGAAAUACGCUGGACACCCCGAUUUACUGCCUCGCAUUCCACCUUCUCCGAUAUGAACACUAUUCCACGAAGCGCGUCCCCAGAGUCUGACCAUACCGUGCUCCAACAACAACAACCCAUGCCCCAAGGACAAGGACAGAAUCGUCAUAUGUCUGCAGACUCCAUACGGACUUUUGAAGGUGGAACCAAGUUUGUCGAAGGACUUUAA